AUUAGUCAGCCAUUCUCUCGCGAACCUUGCGACAAAACGGAUCGAAAAGCAGGAAGUGGAAAAUACUGCUCGCAUAUAUCUACGGACUAUAGCAAAUUUAACUGUUUAAAAGAAUUAUGGUUGAAUACUUCAGCAAAAAGCAGUGGAUUGGGUGUUUUUCGUAGCUGCUUAUUGACAGCAGGCAAUGAAAUCCGAUUGAGGAAAAAGUUUACCAGAAAGGGUUAUUCGCUACUCGUCGUACAAUAGAACAGAAAGUGAAAAUGAAGUAUAGAAUUUAUUAAUCACAAGUGCAAGACGGUGAAAAGAAAGUGAAGUGAAAACAGUAAAGAACGGUGGCAUGAUGGUUUCGUAAUCCUAAAGGAUGUAAAAUCGUCAUAUUUCACAUCCUGAUUCCUAGCUUAUUUUUCUUUUCCGUUUUUCGGUCGGUUAUUUGCCGUGUGUGUGAGUGCGCUUUCUCGGUGCAGAUUGUGUUUCGCCGAUCGCCUAGAUUAGACUGUUGAUAUCGUAAUGAACGUUCCGGAGUGAACGGGGCUGGCAGGAGUUUCUGCCCGCACAGCUGGUAAAGCGGAAAUCGAAGUGCCGUAAUUAUCGUCGUCGCCGCUGUGGAGAAAAACAGAAAUAAUAGCCUACGGGCCAGGACAAAAAGUGAUGUGCAACAGAAGAAUUCAGUAACUGAAUGGGUCAGUUGGACCAUAAUCUUCUGAGAGCCACGGAAUUAAACACUUCAGUAACCUGAGAAGAGCCUUCUCGUUUAUCCACCGCUUUUCACAAUACAAUGGUCAGUUCAACUAUCACACUAGAUAAGAAAUCAUCAUCAUCAUCCACAUCAGCAGCAACCGCAACCGCUUGUACCGCACAGGCUUCCGCCGAGCAGAGCAUCAUCUCCAUACCACUGAACGCAACCGCUAACAGCAACGGCACCGGAAGCGAUCCCUUGAAUCUUAGCGAACAGAAGAUCUCGAUUCUGUUUCCGAAAUGCAAGCCUAGAAGUGCCGAACAUUGUCACCUAAGCUCCUCUAGCACCAGUGGUGCUAACCACACAAACAACAACUUGAUCAACAGCAUGAGCAUAAUAACAAGCAACAGCAAAUCGGAUAUCACGGGCACAUCGUCCUCGCUAACUACACCCACCUCACUCGCAUCAUCGUCAUACACAUUCAGCAGCAAAUCGUACGGGAUGGAACCGAAUACGUUCCGGGCCACCGUUGGCAAUAGUGGAGCUGGCUCUGGUUAUGAACUUUUGGGUGACAAAUCAGACUUCAGCUCGCGAAUGAACAACAAUCACUAUGAAAGCAGCAGCCGUUCCAAUGCAAGACACACAAUGAACUCCGUCGACAAGUACAGCUUCUAUUACAACAACCAACCUCCGCCGCUGUCCGCGUCACCCACGGAGAACAACGCAAACACCGUCGGUGGCGGAAGCCAUUUUCUCCCUUCGGACGACGACGACGAAGAGGAGGAAAUACACAAAGCAAGUAGCUACCAACGCCACAGUUACUACGGUGGUCGUCAAUCGCACUACUAUAAUCUUCCAAAGCAAGAUCCCGGAACGCCUAGCAGCUCUUCGCGCUAUCACUGGGACUUGUCACCCAGCAGUACCCUCCCGUAUUCGGCACCGAUCUCAUCCGCAACGUCAACGGCCCCAAAGCGAUCGUCGCUCAAGCCUUCCUACACCCAGGUCCUUCAAUCACCGCUAGAGGACGAAAGCGAUGUCGAGGAUCGGCUAAAAUAUUUCAACUACCAAAACGAAAUGCACAACAACGGGCCACUCAAGACAAACAUUAGCGACAAACCGAGCGUGGCGAGCGGAAUCUACUGUAAUUACAAAACUAAUGAAAUGAUAGUUUUCAAUGACAUCGAGGAGGAACGGCGGCGUGUUCACCAACAACAACAACAGCCGCCACAGGAAAUCUCGACCGGAGCAGGACUUCGAGUAACCGCCACCGUCGAUGAGCUGGAGGCGGGAAUGAAUAUGCAUCAUAGUCAUCCACAUCAUCAUCAUGCACCGCUUCAUCGCCACCAGCAGCAGCUGGUGACUGCCGGUGAUGGUAGCGGUGCUAACAGCAGCAGUGCUGUCCUUGCUGGCAAGGCGGAUGACAACGGUGCUCACAAAGCGGCAGACUCACUGGCUAACUCUGGAUCGAAUAUAAUGGAAUACGAGGGAUCACCGCGUCGUUUUGGACUCAGCUUGAACGAGGACAGUCCAUCGUACUACAUUUCGUCGAAUUUCAAGCUUAAUUUGACUUCCCCAUCGCUACUAACACCGCCACGACCAGGCUUCCCGCAGCGCGUUAUACCGACAACAACAACUAGCAACAGCAGCAGCAACAACAAUAACAACAACAGCAGUCCCAGUGCGGACACAACUCCGACACCAACGGGUACCGCUAACAGCAGUCACUACCAUCUGGUGACACGGUCACCAACGUUACUUGAGCAGGUCAGUUCCGGGCUGAACAGCUCGGUCACUUUCGACGCUAACGCACUACUCAGUGAGUUCGACGCCAAACGGGCUGCCGUCAGUGCAAGCACAACGAUCGACGUUUGCAGCAACAGCAACUCAACGAUGGCAGCCCCCGUCCCAGGCCUAGAGGUGAACAAGCUUAACGUGAUACGACUGGAAAAUGACUACCACCAGGAGCAGCAGCCUCCCACGAAGAGAUCCACACCGGAGAGCAAACCGACGCUGGGACUGUCCUGCACCACAGCCGACGAUAAUCCGACGCUGGGGGCGGGCUCCUUCACCACACCCAUUACCGCCUCGUCCACGUUCGACUAUCUGUACGAGUUUUCCGAGACGCGCAAAGUGCUCGAGGAGUUUUUCAAGUGUCCCACCACCGAAGAUGUGGAGAAAGCUUUCGAGAAAUUCAGCGACUACAACGAGAGUGGAGACGACGUCGAGAGUCUGGACAUCCAUUAUGAGUAUCCGAGCGAGCUGGACGCUAAAGCACAGGAGACGACCUACAUCAGAGGGGCCGGUGCGGAACACCAGCAGCAGCAACUGACGAUGACGCCAGCCACGGCGCUGACCGCCGGCAGAGGAGAGCAGCGUGACCAAGUCGUUCUACCGGCUGCCGCACGCCAAUCGCCAAUCAAUAAUAAUAACAGCGACGCCGACGGAGACGAUGACGACGUUGUCGACGAUGAUAACGACGGGGAAGAGGAUGGCGACGAAAACGAGGAAGAGGACGAUGAGGACGGUGACCUGGCAGGCGGUGUUGGAAACAAUUUGAAGUACAUGAUCAAUAUGAAGAGCAAGCCGCGGAUUAAAGAAGGUUACAGCAGCUUCCGGAAGAAAAAACAGGAGAAAAAAGCGGCGAGUGGUGGGAGUGCUGUAAAUGCGUCACCGCAAAAUGUCCCCACUGGUGGUAUGAACGAGAACGAUAACGAUGGCGAGGAUGAGGAAGAGAUUGAUAUUUAUAGCGCGAAUCAGCACCAUCGGAGCUAUCAUCAGCAGCAACGGGUGCAACAGCAGCACCAACAACAACAGACUCAGGAACAACAACAGCAUCUCAGACAGCAUGCGGCUUUGCAACAGCAGCAACAGUAUUCAGGCCAGUACCAGGAUCACGAACAACAUUUUAGUAUGUACUUGGAUCCCGGAAGUCGUGCCAGCAGCUGUGAUGUGAUUAAUGAAAGCAAUCUCGACACCACGCAAUUCAUGACUAAUGGCAACGGGAAAAGGCUCAAAAGUAGCGGUAGCGGCAGCGGAAAGAAACCAUUGAAUCGCCGACAAAGCAAAAACUUUAACUAUUCACCGGACACGACCGACUACGAGAGCAACUGUGGCGAUUACGAUAGCGAAAUAUCGCUCAAGUACGGAAGCGAUUUCGGCAUGAUAGCAAAUGGCGGCAGCGGAGUUAUAUGCGAUGAUCUGAAUAAUGGAGUUAUAACUUCUUCCUCUGCCGGCGUAAACAAUUCAACACUACCGAACAGUGACAGCCUUGGAAGUGGACAGCCUACACUGGGCGGGGGAAAUAAUUAUUCCCGCUACUACACCAGUAUGCCCGUGCUGGAGGAUGGCCUGUCCAGUGGGCACGUGUCGGAUACGGAAAACAAUAAUCCAAUUGCUCUGCCGACGCCGGAUCUAAUCAACAGCAGCCACAAGCUGCAACAGGUGACUAAUUCGUACAGCCUGCUGACAUCGCCUACGAGUCAUACGGUUAAGCCGGCCAGUUCUUCACCGGUGAUAGCGGCGACCAAUCACAACAGUAACUCCCUAGAGGGACUCUACGGUAGCAAUGGCAUCCGAAUGAACGGCACAAUUUCCGGGGGACUCAACUCGAGCACACUGCAGAACAACAAGAUUUUUAAGAACCGGGACCCGGAAUUGGAGUCGUUGUACACUAUCAAUACAAUCCAAUCGACACCGCCUCCACCAGCUCCAGCACCACACCGGAAGUCUUCGAUAGACUGUGACCCGCAGUCAACACUUCAGCAAAUGCACAACCAGCACACGUCCCAAUCUGACGUGCAGGCAGCUCUCAAGGACAUCCGGACCUGCUUGCAGCGUACCAAAACUCUAGCGUCCCCGACACAGCCUCAAUCGAAUUGCACAUCCGCGCAGCAUCAGCAGCAACAACAACAGCAAACCAAUGCUAAGAACUACGACAAGCACUCAAUGUUGCCACCGGAGAAGCUAGUAGACUCUCCGGUUCCCUCAAUCUCACCCGUUUGGAUUCCUCGACGUGGCGACGGCAAACUGGUUACGCUUUCUCCCACCACUGUAAACAAACCCGGCAUCCUACUACCAACAACGCCCACCACGGGAGGUCCAACCGAGCGCUCUACCAACAUGGCGACAGAGAAGGACUCUCUGCUGCUCGGAUCUAGCGCGAAGAACUUAAGUGCUCUUGAAGAUGAUGAAGAUCCGGACACGGAUCUAGAGACGGAUCGGCUCCUGGGCCAUCAAAGGCUGGACGAUCAGGGCUUCUACGAUGACAAUAGCAAGAGUUGGGCUGAUCGUAGGGCCCGAUCCUUGCUGCACAAACUGUCUCCGAAGCAGCAAACCGGCCCAGGGGCUGCCACCUGUGGCAAUACGAUGUACACCGGUAAAACCAACAACAAUCAGGGCUCUCUGCUGCGACAGGGCCUUUCGACGUUACUUUCACCUACGAGUGCUGUUACCCAGCCAAACCAACCGGGUCAAACCCUACCGGAGAUUGUCACUUCUAGCAAAGCAUCUCCCGCUUUGCUAGGGUCAGGAGGAAAUGCACCAAGCCAGAAUAGUAGCAGCUUAAAUAGCAGCAAUAAUAGUGGAAACCUAAUCAAUUUGAAUGGCCCGAACGACACCGGUGCUAUUUCACCGGAUCACAGUCGUCAAACGUCUCCGAACAAGUUGGACAACAAAACCAACGAAAGUACGAGUCCGAAUGGAUCUAAUAACUCCAAGUCGGAUACGGAUAAGAAGAAGAAAGGAAAAAACAAGGAAGUGCUGAUCGAGGGAGUACUUUUCCGAGCUCGGUAUCUUGGCUCGACUCAGCUGGUAUGUGAAGGUCAGCCCACUAAAUCGACACGUAUGAUGCAGGCCGAAGAAGCCGUUUCCAGAAUAAAGUCUCCGGACGGUGAACCACAGCCAAGCACAGAGGUGGAUCUGUUUAUUUCGACGGAAAAAAUAAUGGUUCUGAACACGGACCUGAAAGAGAUCAUGAUGGACCACGCACUGCGGACCAUCUCCUAUAUUGCGGAUAUUGGUGACUUGGUGGUUCUGAUGGCACGGCGGCGCUUCGUGCCACAGGACGUUGAUUCCGGAGACUCCGGAGGUAGUGGUGGUCCUGCACAAACAGGAACCAACCAAGCGAACACCACUCCGCCGCAGAAAAGUGCAGUUGGCCCAAAGGGCAAUCGCACACCGAAAAUGAUUUGCCACGUGUUCGAAAGUGAGGAGGCGCAGUUUAUUGCUCAAUCAAUCGGUCAGGCCUUCCAGGUGGCCUACAUGGAGUUCCUCAAGGCAAACGGAAUUGAAGAUCACAGUUUCAUGAAGGAAAUGGACUACCAGGAGGUGCUCAAUAGCCAGGAGAUCUUCGGCGACGAGUUGGAAAUCUUUGCCAAAAAGGAACUACAGAAAGAGGUGGUGGUUCCGAAGGCUAAGGGAGAAAUUCUAGGGGUCGUCAUCGUGGAGUCCGGCUGGGGUUCGAUGCUUCCGACGGUGGUCAUAGCGAACCUAGCUUCGUCCGGUGCCGCGGCUCGAUGUGGCCAGCUGAACAUUGGCGAUCAGAUUAUUGCGAUUAACGGAUUAAGUUUGGUUGGGCUUCCGUUGUCAACCUGCCAGAGCUACAUCAAGAACACGAAGAAUCAAACGGUCGUCAAGUUCACAGUCGUUCCGUGCGCCCCGGUUGUGGAGGUGAAGAUCAAACGACCGAACACCAAGUACCAGCUGGGUUUUAGUGUGCAGAAUGGAGUGAUUUGUAGUUUACUUCGCGGAGGAAUUGCCGAACGAGGGGGUGUUCGGGUUGGACACAGGAUCAUAGAAAUCAACAACCAAAGCGUGGUGGCUGUUCCACAUGAGAAAAUUGUGAACUUGCUCGCAACGUCGGUUGGUGAGAUUCUGAUGAAAACAAUGCCGACGUCAAUGUUCCGUUUGUUAACAGGCCAAGAGAAUCCAGUAUACAUCUAAAGGAAACAGUCUUCGGAAAGUAUUGCAUUUACCAAUAUUGGCUUAUAUUUUCUGUCAAAGCAGCACAUUUAAAAAAUUCCUUUCAUUGAUAGCUUUCUACGCAGAGACACAAUAAACUGCUCUAAUUACUGAACUACUGACAGAAGAUCGCAUUACCAAAUCUGUGAAACGCUAUACUAAAUGAAACUAAUAAAAAAAUAUUUGUGUAUUCAGACUAUAGACAGCAGGUGACAAGUGGUGAACGGAAUAAAUAAACAUUGGAAUUAAAUCACGCCUUAGCCUUGCAGUGGUAAACGAUAACAGAAGAAAAAAAUCGCAAUAAGAACAAAAAAUGACUAGCUGUCUGAACAAUUGAUUCUUCAAUAUAGCUUUUUGUAUUGAGACAAAAGAAAACAAAUAUCAACAUAAAAUCAUAAGCAGUGCUGAAACCAAAGAAACAAAACGUACAGACAGUGAAGAGCGAGCAAAGCUAGCGAUUUGUGAAAUUAAGAAAAACACGGAAAAUAAUCCAGAACACAAAAUACAUAUAUUUUUGGACAUUAUUUAACGAUAAGCUAAUGCCGCACUGGGUAGCGCCUACCGACAUUCAAUGGCCAGGUUGAAAUGUCUAACUGAAGCCUGCACGAAACGACCUACACACACUGAACCUAACAUCUUUUCGUCAAAGAUAUAUAAAGUACACCCAUAUAUUAACUCGAUCUUGAACAAACAAAACACAUACACACACAUACGUACUGUACUUUGGUAUGCAGACAAGGACGAUUGUAUUAACUGUGUAGCUGAAAGGACCCGAAUUUUCAUAUUGCACUAAACCGGCUUCUUUACCCAUUUAGUAGUGGCUUUGCGCAAAAUAGCUGAGAGAAUCUGAUUAUAUUUUUCUACAUGACUUGAACCGCUCCAUCCAUCCAUUCUUGCUCGAGCAAAAACAGCAUAAUAGCCGUCAUGGCUGUAAAACCCAAUAUGGUCCUGUCCGAAAACAGGCAGGAAUCCCUGAUGCAUAUUGAACACACUUUACACUGUUGUGGAGUACAGUAGGCUAAGAAAUUUGAUGCUUUUUGAUAUAUUAUAGGUUAUGUAUUGUAGAUAGGUUUUGCUGAAUCCGGAUACUAUAAUAAGUAAAACAAAACUGAUUGGACCGUCCCUAAGAAAUAGUCAGAGCUACAAAAAUAUGAAAGAAUAUAUUUUCGUGUGCUACGGGAAUCGAGCUAGAAUCAAAAUGGCCAGUAAGUUUGUUCAGUUUCCUGUUUACUUUUCCUAACCUCCAAUACCACGUCGACAAUAGGUUUGUUUGUGUAGACAUAUCAAAUUGUUACUUGACUCAUUACACGACUGCACUUUGAUCAUUGCAUAAACUGUCUUCUAAUAUUUAAGUUGAUGUUCAGUUGGGAAGCUCAAAACUUCAUAUAUAAAAACAAAAACAUUGAAAGUACAUAACUCACUAUCAACCAAAGAUAAACAAGCUUUACCUGAUAAUCAACUAUAACCAACAUCUAGCUGUCAUACGUCCUUGCACCUGCGCAAACACAAAUAUAUACCGCUUAUAUUUUCUUUUCUAGCAUGAAUGUCAAUGUGGAUGUGUGUUUUUGUUAACCAUUGAAUGUCUAAAUGUUCCUUCUUGUAUUGAAAAUAAAAUAAAAAUUAUUUCCAAUCUCUGCGAAAUUCUAAUCCAAACUUUUUGUGUUGCAAACAAAAGUAUUAACUUAUCAACUAACGGAAAGAAAGCAAAGAGUCGUCCCCCAAAUAGUAAUAUAUAUAGUAAAAGAAAGGAAAACAAAAAAAUCCCUAACAAAAAUGCACUUUUUAUGCGCCACUCACCCGCCCGCCAUAGUAUCAGUAAAAACCAACACUCUCAAAAAAAUGCUAGUCGAUAGAAGAAAAACAAAUGCAUAGUUUAUCAUGUAUUUAAUCCAGAAAAGACACUAGAAACAAGCUGAAACUGAUGAGCAAACUAGACGUCUGCUUAUACAAAAUACAAUAUUUACAAGAUUUUGGACAACAGUGCAACCACUAAAAACACACACUUUGAGUGAAUGAAAUUAAUGAAACCAAGCUAGGAACAACACAAAAACUGGUCGACAUGACGGCUUCGACUCCAAGAAAUAGCGAAAAGAAGGACAGAACAAAACCAGAAAAAAAAACAGGACAGAACAAACGUUAGACAAUGCUUGAUUGAUAUAAAGUUUAAAGAUGCAGCAAAAACAGGCUUAGAGUGCUAUCAAUACGCAUGGAACAUUGAUUAACAAACUUACAAAAACAAGGCGAUAUAAUGAUAAAAUAAUGCUGCAAAUUUAAUGUAAUAAUUAUGCUAAUUGAAUUAUGAUAUCUAACUACGGGAAAUGUAUAUUUAUUCCAUAACAAGACAAACAAAACCAAACAAGUAAAUAAAAUUUUGUGAUGUAAAAUUCUCAAC
Wyeomyia smithii (pitcher-plant mosquito) is the source of this 9026-nucleotide messenger RNA. RefSeq names its product probable serine/threonine-protein kinase DDB_G0282963 (gene X11Lbeta). NCBI's taxonomy places the organism in Eukaryota, Metazoa, Arthropoda, Insecta, Diptera, Culicidae. Gene Ontology annotation, cellular component: plasma membrane; cytoplasm; dendritic spine. The coding region runs from base 776 to 6616 and encodes 1946 amino acids. The record is from RefSeq and is a predicted model, not a curated record. Gene Ontology annotation, biological process: chemical synaptic transmission. The transcript is spliced from 10 exons. Gene Ontology annotation, molecular function: protein binding.